Molecule: messenger RNA, 780 nt
Organism: Mesorhabditis belari
Lineage: Eukaryota; Metazoa; Nematoda; Chromadorea; Rhabditida; Rhabditidae
Source: the annotation of a GenBank genome assembly
AUGAAACGCAGUCGUCGUAGCUCAAUUCCACCGAAACGUCUGACCUAUUCGAUGCCUUCAACUCCGACAAAAUCCUCGAAAUCAGCUCCAAAUUCCACUCACACAUCACCAACAAAAGAAGCUGCUUUACGCGUUCUCAAAAAAGCGCUUUCCAGAGAGAAAGUUGUAAAAGGGCUCAAAUCGAAAUGCAUCUCGUUGCCAUCAUCGCCAAAAAAGGUGGCAAAGAUUUCGAUCAAGCGUCAAAAUUUCGUCUUCAAGCCGCGUCGCUUUGGGCUCACCGACGAGAAACUCAAACAGAUUCAAAAAGCCCGAGCCGAGAUCAUAAAAGCUGAGAAAUCGGGAGACGAUGCAAUUCGAGAAGUCGUCGCCAAAACGCGUCAAGAAAUUAUCGUUGGAAAUGAAACGGCUUCGAUGCAACGCAAUCGAACAGGUCGCAUGGUGCGACACACAAAUAAAGUGUUCGUCUCGCACAUUCUCGUCAACACUUUCAACUACAACAAAUUGAAGCCAAACGACCCAGUUUGCAAUGUGAAGGGACAGAUCUACUUUGAUAAAGUCGAGGCGGGAAAUCUCCGCUGGAAAGACAUCGUAAAUCUGAAGAAGAGGAAACUUUUGACGGGAAAACGUCACAAAAGAAAAGGAAAGGGCAAUAAAGAGUGUUCAAGUAGUGAAACCUCUUCGGUCAAUGGCAAAGUCGAGCCAAUCCAAGCACCGGAAAUUUCUAAUCACCAACCAACUGCCGCAGAAACGAUCCAAGACAACAGUGAUGAAGAAGAGCUA